AUGCGAGUGCACACUACCACAGAGCUGCUCGUGCGCACGCACACAGAGGUACAAGCCCUCCUCAGCUGCAAUUCGUCGGCGCGCCUCCCGCCCGCGCGCAAUUGCACUGAAGCCGGCGGCUGGCAGCAAUCGCAAUUCAAAAAGAUGGGGAGCAGUGAAGGCCAGCAAACUUUUUGUUUGAAAUGGAACCACCACAAAACAAAUCUGGUAGAAAUAUUGGAAGCUUUAAUAAAAGUUGAAACAUACGUCGACUGCACCUUAGUCGUCGAUGACCAAGUUACGUUUAAAGCACACAGAGUUGUGCUCGCCGCUAACUCUCCAUAUUUUCAAUCGAUCCUAGCUGAUGUGCCUAUGGAUCACUGUAGCAUACUUUUCCCCGGAGUCAAAGAUUUUGAAAUGAGAGCCCUUCUCGAAUACAUGUACACGGGUGAAGUAAAUGUCACUCAAGCGCAUAUACCGCGAAUCAUGAAAGUGGCUGAACAACUUGAAGUCAAAGGUUUGUUUGAUAUGACUGAGCUGAGACGCCGUCCUGGAAGCAGCGAACGUACCCCCGCUGCCUCCCCACCACGAGUAGUACCGGCUGCGCCGUCUAGUGUUUCCCCUCCUGCACCAAAUAAUCGCUGGCCACCACCACCUACUGCUCCGGUACUUUCGGCUGCAUACGACUCUGCUGAUAUGAAUCCAUUAAAACGCAAAAAGUUAUCAAGUAUGCUAGCCACUCGUGAUACCCCCAUCUUAAGAAAUGUUCUAGCACAGACAACUCCUGUAGAUUCCUCGCAACCAAUGUCUCUUGUCUGCCAUCCUGUUAGUCAGCUAGAGUCAACUCGCUUGCAUUCAAAUGGAUCAGCUCAUGAACUAGAUCGGUCUGUAAGCCCUCAAAGACCUUUCGACUACAGGCCUCGUCGGUUGUCGUCUAGGGCAUCAUCUCCACAUUAUAAUCGCUCAGAUCGUUCAGAAGAUGCUCAUUCACCAUACACAGAGCGAUCCUUCGAGGAAGAUAAUCAACGUACUUUCCACCCUUCUCCCCCACCAGCUAAUUUCCAACAAGAUGUUAGAGCUGGACUAGCGCCAUAUGUACCACCACAACAAAAACCCGAAUGGAAACGAUAUAAGCAAUACACGCGAUCAGACAUUAUGUCUGCUAUAGAAUGUGUGAGGAAUGGCAUGAGCGCUUUACAGGCAUCGCGUAAAUAUGGCGUGCCCUCACGUACUCUCUAUGACAAGGUAAAAAAACUUGGCAUUACAACAAGUCGUCCCAUGAGUCGCGGAGUUAAAAGGGAAUCGAAUGGAGCUGCUUUCCCUUACGGUUUAAGCGGUACUGGUGGUAACGAUGACGUAACACCAACUACUCCACUCAUCGACCCUUCCUUCCUACAACAAGCAUUAGAGGGCGCUACUAGAGACGGGGGGCGCGAAGCUUUACACGCUAUGGCCUUAGCUGCAGCAGCACAUGCAGCUUUGACUCCUCGAACCCCACCACGCUCGGCACCACAGUCACCAAGAACUCCACCACCAGACGAUGACCAUGUCGAGGACUUGUCAGUCGCGCGCAGACGCGACCCAGACCCUCCAUCCGGCGUCAUUGUCCCGCCACGUAAUUUUGCUCUAGAUUGCAAUAGCGACAGGGAUUAA
This is a messenger RNA of Danaus chrysippus (African queen), 1632 nucleotides long. NCBI's taxonomy places the organism in Eukaryota, Metazoa, Arthropoda, Insecta, Lepidoptera, Nymphalidae. The record is from the annotation of a GenBank genome assembly.